Molecule: messenger RNA, 1669 nt
Organism: Colossoma macropomum (tambaqui)
Lineage: Eukaryota; Metazoa; Chordata; Actinopteri; Characiformes; Serrasalmidae
Product: intelectin-like
Exons: 8
Coding region: 215-1180 (321 amino acids)
Molecular function (GO): oligosaccharide binding
Source: RefSeq, a predicted model, not a curated record
GAGCCCUUGUCUGCAGCCAGACACUUCGCCAAAAUUCCAGUGUUUGCGCAACGAAAGGAAGCUGCAGAGAGGAAAAACCAGAAAAAAAGGCAACUCAAUGCUAAAAACAGACUACAGAUCUCAUCAGAUAUAGAGAGAAGACAGACACUCUGGCUACAUCCAUGAACGGUUGAUAAUUUUCCUGAUAAACGUGAUAUUCAAUUUUGUUGCAACAAUGUCUUCUGUGUUGUCCUUUGGAUUUCUGUUGCUAUGCCUGUCAUUGAAACUGUUCCCAUGUGAAUCCAAACCAGGUGAGCUGCAUGAUUUGCCAACUGACACCAGCGAGAAACAUGACUGGUGUAAAUAUGUGGCCCGGAGCUGCAAAGAACUCAAAGACAAGCAUAAAGUUUCUGAAGAUGGCUUGUACUUCCUAACAACGGAGAGCGGGGUGGUCUACCAGACCUACUGUGAUAUGAGCACUGCUGGAGGUGGCUGGACGUUGGUGGCCAGUGUGCACGAGAACAACAUGUAUGGGAAAUGCACUGUAGGUGACCGCUGGUCUAGUCAGCAGGGCAAUGACAUCAACGUACCUAAUGGAGAUGGAAACUGGGCCAACACAGCCACAUUUGGAACUGCAGAAGCUGCUACUAGUGAUGACUACAAGAAUCCUGGGUAUUAUGACAUUUUGGCACAGGAUGUGUCUGUGUGGCAUAUUCCUAAUAAUGUUCAGCUAAAACAAUGGACCAGUUCUUCUAUCUUAGCCUACCACACUGAGAACCACUUUCUCCGCCUCCAUGGAGGAAAUCUUUUCAACUUAUUCAAGAAAUUCCCAGUGACCUAUGGAAUAGGAACUUGUCAUGUUGAUAACGGACCUACUGCCCCAGUGGUAUAUGAUACCGGAAAUGAAGCUUCUACCAAGAACUUUUAUGGUCCCAGUGCAAGAGGACAGUUUGAGACUGGCUACAUCGCUUUCAGAGUGUUUAACAAUGAGAAGGCAGCCAUGGCGAUCUGCUCUGGAGUCAGACCAACUGGCUGUGAUACAGAACAUUACUGUAUCGGUGGAGGAGGUCAUUUCCCAGAAGGUGCACCCAGACAGUGUGGAGAUUUCCCUGCUUUUGACUGGGAUGGAUACGGGACAAAUAGAGACUGGAGUGCGUCCCGAGAGAUCACUGAAGCUGCUGUGCUUCUUUUCUAUCGCUGAGACCCAAAUCACACAUUCAGCUUUCUCUUCUGCUUUUCUCUUUACUUAUUCGAAAAAUAUUAGAAUGUUGUUUUUAAUGCAGGAGAGAUGGAGGGGCAUCAUCUUGCCCUCCAAACAAUCGCUUCAGUCACUCUGGAUUUGACAUCGUCCUCAUUUGUUGCAUUACGAGAGAUUGAAGAGGCUCUGGAGCUUUAAGAUUGAGAUACAAUGAUCUCAAAGAUGUUUUUUUGCUGUUCAGACUAUCAAAAAUAGAUCAGGAUACAAGACUGGCAUGUCCAGAUGUGCUAUAGAGAUUAAUAAUGUGUGUUCUCCUUACUUAAAAUGGUUAAAACACAAGAGUAAAAAUCCAGCCCACUUUGAGACUUUAAACAUAAAGUUACACUUACUAUUCAGCGGACUCAGUCAACAGUUUUAGUCAAUACUGUAUCUGGAUAACCAACUUUGUUGAUUUAUUGGACUCAACAUUACAACAUUAUUUUUUGUUCUGUU